CGCAAUUAAGGAUUCUCAUAAUUUUGGUGAAGAAUCAAACCCUAUGCGAAGAAGAAAUCCGGCUCUGAUACUUUCCUUUAAAAGGCUGCGCGGCGAUGGAGAUGGCGACGCGAAGAAGACGGAACCAUGAACGGGAAUUGAUUUCAUUGGGAAAGGCUUGGGCGAUUUCCAACUAUCAUGGGGCGUCUCGUGUGUAUUGCCGGCGCAUUUGCUUGGAAGAGGUGGUUCGGGCUCUCCGCGUGAUGCGUAGUGGGAGAGCUUUAGGACCAGAUGAGAUUCCAGUGGAGUUUUGGAAGCAUGCGGGUCGUGGUGCGUGGGUUUCGUUAACCAAACUAUUCAAUGUUAUCCUCCGGACAGCAAGGAUGCCUGAUGAGUGGAGGGAGAGUCUUUUGGUCCCUCUGUUUAAAGGCAAAGGUGACAUUCAGAGCUGCGAGAAUUACAGAGGCAUCAAACUGCUUAGCCACACCAUGAAGGUUUGGGAGCGAGUCAUUGAGUAUAGGGUGCGGAAAGGGGUUUGCAUCUCGGAGAACCAGUUUGGUUUUAUGCCUGGCAGAUCGACUACAGAGGCCAUUCAUCUCGUGAGGAGGUUAAUGGAAGAGUAUAGGACUAAGAAGAAGGACCUUCAUAUGGUGUUUAUUGAUCUUGAGAAGGCAUAUGAUAGGGUGCCAUGGGAGGUCUUAUGGAGGUGCCUUGAGGCGAGAGGAGUUCCCAUCGUGUACACUCGCGCGAUCAAGGAUAUGUACGAUGGGGCUAUGACUAAGGUAAGGACUUCUGGGGGCGUCUCAGAUUCUUUCUCGGUAGGGAUGGGGCUGCACCAGGGGUCUACCCUUAGCCCUUUUUUAUUCUCCUUGGUGAUGGACGUCCUAACUCAAGGUGUUCAAGACGGGGUCCCAUGGUGCAUGCUUUUCGCGGAUGAUAUUGUGCUUAUCGACGACACGCGUGAGGGACUAAACGAUAAGUUGGAAUUAUGGCGCCUUGCCCUUGAGACUAAAGGAUUCAGAAUAAGUAGGAAUAAGACUGAAUACAUGGAAUGUCGUUUCAGCGGCCGGGAUACAGAAUCAGAGGUGGAAGUCCGGAUUGACUCUCACCUAGUACCUAAGGUAGAUAGGUUUCGAUAUCUUGGCUCGGUAAUUCAGGCAGAUGGGGAGUUAGAUGCGGAUGUUGGACAUGGGGUUGGAGUGGCUUGGGCCAAAUGGCGGUUAGCUUCAGGGGUGUUGUGUGAUCCGAAGAUUUCGCCUAGAAUGAAAGGCAAGUUCUAUCGAUCUGUAGUCAGACCUGCUAUGUUAUAUGGGGCAGAGUGUUGGGCGGUUAAGAAGACUCAUGUGCGUCGUCUGCAUGCGGCGGAGAUGCGAAUGUUACGAUGGAUGUGUGGGAAGACAAGGUUGGAUAGGAUUUCGAACAAAGUUAUCCGACGUCAGGUAGGUAUGGCACCGGUGGAAGACAAGUUGCGAGAAGCGAGAUUGAGAUGGUUUGGCCAUGUGAGACGACAGGAUGUUGACGCCCCUGUACGGAGAUGCGAGAGGAUUACGGUUAUCGGGGGAAGUAGGGGAAGGGGUAGACCUAAGAAGAAUUGGGAGGAGGUGAUUAGGCAGGAUUUAGGACUUCUCGACCUGACUGAGGAUAUGGCCCUAGAUAGGAACCUUUGGAGAACCAUGAUUAGAGUAGCUGGAUAUGAGCUAGGUGUUGUAGUGUGUUGUAUUUGUUUGGAAUCUUCUGCUAUUGUUUGUACUUGUUGCGUGUACUUGUGGCCUUAUCUGGGCUGAACGGGAGGCAACCCGUUAUUUCUACCUUAUUUAGUUAUUAUUUUCUGUUGUUCCUUUCUUUUGAAUAAAUGAAUGGAGACUUGUCGCACCUACGUGGGGGCAAGAUUUUAUAUGUGUGUUUCAUGUGCAGAUGCCUCACAGACCAGCAUACCCGACUGCUACGCGUGCCGAUGUUCACCUGGUGGGUUCUGGACCCAUCCAGCGCUUUGAGAUGUGGGG
Messenger RNA from Cuscuta campestris, 1982 nucleotides. Lineage: Eukaryota; Viridiplantae; Streptophyta; Magnoliopsida; Solanales; Convolvulaceae. The record is from the annotation of a GenBank genome assembly.